AUGUCAUCGCCCCACGUCCUCCUUCUCGGCGGCCACGGAAAGAUCGCCCAGCUGCUCACACCACUGUUGCUGCGGCGCAGCUGGUCCGUCACCAGCAUAAUCCGUAACGCAGACCAGGUGGCUGCCGUACAGGCGCUUGGCAACGGCGCACCGGCCGCUGCCCGCCUUACCGUCUUGGUUCGCAGCCUCGAGGAUGUGCACGUCCAGACCGACGCUCAGGCGCUGCUAGACGAGCUGCGGCCCGACUACAUCGUCUGGAGCGCAGGCGCCGGCGGCAAGGGCGCUCCGGAACGCACACAGGCUAUCGACCGCGAUGCCGCCGUUGCAUUUGUCGAUGCUGCCGCCGCCACGCCGUCUGUCACCCGCUUCCUACUGGUGUCCUAUCUGCUUUCGCGUCGUGGCAAGGCCUCAUGGUGGGAUGACGCCUCGUGGCAGAAGGGAGAGGAGGUCAACCGCUCCACUCUGGCCCGUUAUUACGAGGCCAAGCUUGCUGCCGACGAGGCGCUGUACCGUGCAUCCCAGAGGCGCGGCUCCGACUUCGUGGCUAUUGACCUGCGCCCCGGUGUUUUGACCGAUGGGCCUGCUGGCCCUGUCGAGUUGGGACGCACAGCUAAGGCUCUUGGUCCGACAAGCCGUGCCACAGUUGCCGCCAUUGCGGACCUGCUCCUGGCGCACCCGCAUGCGCGAUCGGCCUGGGUCGACGUGCUGGACGGUACGGAGGAGCCAACCGCGGCUGUCAACAGAGUGACACGUGAAGGAGUCGAUGCGGUCGAGGGUGAACCCGUGACAAAAAAUUAG
Molecule: messenger RNA, 798 nt
Organism: Grosmannia clavigera kw1407
Lineage: Eukaryota; Fungi; Ascomycota; Sordariomycetes; Ophiostomatales; Ophiostomataceae
Product: NAD dependent epimerase dehydratase family protein
Exons: 1
Coding region: 1-798 (265 amino acids)
Source: RefSeq, a predicted model, not a curated record